AUCACAUUAAACGGGGUAUACCCUACUUGAGAAAUCAAAAUUUGUCUUCAACCAACUACGGACUUAAUAUUUAGGGAUUGCUGGUAAUUUAGGGGACUCUUCAUAAAACUGGGUUAAUUUAAUUUAAUUUAUUACUAUUUCGCUGCUUUUAAGCUGGUUUUUUACAAUCAAUUGUGGAGUUUUUACGACAGAUUUCACAGCUUUGUUGCAUUGGAAAAUUUUUAUACUUUAAAAAGAUAUUGUGUACUGUGGACAUUUUUUGAAUUACAAAGUAAGUAAAAGUGCACAAAUGGUGUUUUUGCUGGAAAAAUUGCUUUAAAUGGACACGACACACUCAUUUCUAUCAACAUUGAUUUGAGAAGCAAUUGCUUUUAUGUAAAAAUGUUCCAUGUCUAACAAAGGAGAUCUGUCAUUCUUAUUGCUAACAUAUUUUUUGUUAGAAAUUGAUUCAUUAAAGCCGCUAAAUAGAAAAGUGAAUUUUGGACAAUCGGUUUUUUAGUUUUUACAAAACAUUGACUAGUUUAUGAUUUUUUUUGAGGAUGCCAUCAGUUAUUCCAGCUUCAACCUUAAUAAAUUCUUCUAUUUCGAAUGAUAUGAUGAAUUCGCCAACGAAUUUGCGUCCUACUGAUUCUAGCGUUCCUUCUUCUGAGGGCGUCGCAUCUAAGCAUGACUCUCAAUUAAUGCAACACAUGUUUCGCGCAUUUGUUGGUAAAGCAUUGGAUGACAAGUCAUCGGGAAAUGUUGCUGCGUACGAGGAUAUGAGAAGACAAUUCUCUAUAAGGCCUGAUUCCAAAGAUGCUCCUUCGUCCGUGCAAAUCCAAAACCUUUUAUCAGCGCUCACGUGCAACGUAUCCCGACUUGAUAGUUCCUGUUCAUCUCUAAUUACGAGCAUACUUGGUUCGGUGUGGGUAUCGAGAGAUGAGUCUUUUGUCCGUUGCUACACAAAGUUUCUGGGACAUUUGCUGUCUGCUCAAUCGACCUAUAUGCCUUUAGUCAUGACCAUGCUUAUACAGCACAUGUGCUACCAGAGUAAUAGUUUAGCAAUUCAUUAUGAACAUGCUCAUAUGGCUUUAAAAUAUGUGUUAGAUCUCGUCCCUCGUGCGCAUUCUUACUUGUAUAGUUGUAUACUUGAGGAGUUUCCGUACAAGGAUGAAAGUAUUCUAGCACAAAUGACCUAUAUUUCGAACGUUUUAAGUAUUUGUGAAUAUGUACCAUCUCUUAAAGGUCCUGUAUUGCAUGCAGUUAUUGAUAAAAUUAUCCAAGUUGAUGUGGAGAUUCAAGUAGAACUUGAUAUUGAGGAUGAUGAGGAUUCAGAUUCUUCAGACGAUGCUGCCUCCGAUGUACUGACUGCGUCCGCUUUAUAUGAGCGCCACGCUGGUGCUUCGGAGGAUCUUACUGCUAGUACCCUGUUGAAUGAUGAUCCCUUAUCCCCCGUUGAUACCAAACAAACUCUGCUGCAACUGGACCAACUUUUGUAUACAUUGUUUUCUUAUUUAUCAAAGAAUUUAAACCAGAGUAGGGAUCGCUAUGUUGUUUACAAUAGUUUGAUUCGAUCGUUUGUUAACACUGUUCUUAAAACCUUUCGCUGUCGCUAUACACAAUUCCUAAUCUUCUGGGCCUCUCAGCUGAAUCCAGAAUUUACAGACAUUUUUUUGGGAGUGCUGACUGAAGUAUGCUUGGAUCCAUCGCAACCCUAUACGCUUCGAAUUAGUGGAGCAAUGUACCUCGGGUCUUAUGUUGCUCGUGCUAAAACUUUGGAAGCCUCAACAAUUCAAAUUAUUGUUGGUUUGAUGACCCGAUGGAUGGAAGCAUACUUAGAUCAAUGUGAAAACGAGUUAUCGGAUGAUUUGAUAUCCAAACAUUCUGUCUUCUACGCCAUUAACCAAAGCGUGCUAUAUAUUUAUUGUUUCCGUUGGCAGGAACUCCGAAUUUCGGAUGAGACCGACCCAAUGGAUCCAAAACCAGCAGAAUGGCUCCCAGGCCUUGAAGUCCUCCAUCGAUCCGUUCUCUCCCGUCUAAAUCCGUUGCGCUAUUGUUCACCCAAUAUAGUUCACCAGUUUGCUAGAAUUGCAAAUCACUUGAAUUUCAUGUAUGUUUAUUCCAUUCUAGAACAAAACAGAAAAGGUUCAAUACGAGAUGGAUUAGAGACGAUUGAUUCGUUUUUCCCUUUUGAUCCAUAUCGCCUAUCCAAAUCAUCAUCGAUAGUUCAACCAUUUUAUAAUGAAUGGCGACCGGUCCCGGGAAUGGAUGAUAUGGAUGAAGCUGAAGAUGAACCUGUGAGUGAUUAUCCUCUCGUAUCGUCGUUGUAAACAAAGAAUCAUUAGAAAACGGACUUCACGAAGGUAUUAUGGUUUAUAGGAUCCGCCGCGUGGAAUUAUAAACUACUGGUUAGUGUUUAUUUAAUGUAAUGAUGUCAAUCGAAAUUAGCAUAAUAAAAUUGAGAUACCAAUAGUGACUUGAAUAUUUGAGUAUGUUGGCUAGCAUUUUUUAAAGCGUAAGACCUAUUACAACCAUUUUCAGAUUUCCUGAUGCAUCUAGG
Messenger RNA from Schizosaccharomyces octosporus yFS286, 2539 nucleotides. Its product is annotated as ribosomal DNA transcription factor Rrn3. Gene Ontology annotation, biological process: transcription initiation at RNA polymerase I promoter. The transcript has a single exon. Gene Ontology annotation, cellular component: nucleus. Gene Ontology annotation, molecular function: RNA polymerase I general transcription initiation factor activity; RNA polymerase I core binding. The record is from RefSeq and is a predicted model, not a curated record. NCBI's taxonomy places the organism in Eukaryota, Fungi, Ascomycota, Schizosaccharomycetes, Schizosaccharomycetales, Schizosaccharomycetaceae. The coding region runs from base 540 to 2309 and encodes 589 amino acids.